Molecule: messenger RNA, 687 nt
Organism: Leucoraja erinaceus (little skate)
Lineage: Eukaryota; Metazoa; Chordata; Chondrichthyes; Rajiformes; Rajidae
Exons: 1
Coding region: 1-687 (228 amino acids)
Biological process (GO): DNA integration
Molecular function (GO): nucleic acid binding
Source: RefSeq, a predicted model, not a curated record
AUGGACAAAGUCCUCUCGAAGGUGAGGAACCACAUCAUGCAAGGGUGGCCAAGUGCAAGGAAUCUUCCAGAGGAAGUAAAGCUCUUUGUCAGCAAGAGAGAAGAGCUGCCAAUGGAGGAUGACGUUAUCCUGUGGGGAUCACGAGUGGUCAUACCAGAUAAUAUGGAGAUGAGGACUAGAAUCCUUGAAGACCUGCAUAGCACGCACCCGGGCAUCGUGAAAAUGAAUGCCUUGGUCAGAUCAUAUGUCUGGUGGCCAGGGAUUAACAAAGAGUUGGAACAACAAGUAAGAAGUUGUCCAAGCUGUCAGCUGAUUCAACAUAGUCCAGUGGCAGCUCAAAUCCAUCCAUGGGAGUUUCCUGAGAAACCCUGGAGUAGGAUUCACUGUGACUAUGCAAGCCUGGACGAGGAGAAUUUGCUGAUUGUGGUCGAUGCUCACAGCAAAUGGAUUGAAGCCAUUCGGGUGAGACACACAACAUCAGCAGCAACAGUGAGGGCCCUGAGACGGUUGUUUGCAACUCAUGGGUUACCGGAAACGGUGGUCAUAGACAACGGUACGCAGUUUGUGUCGGAGGAGUUUGCCCGGUUCCUCAACAGUAACAACAUCUGCCAUAUACAAACAUCACCUAAACACCCGUCCAGCAACGGACUAGCCAAAAGAGAUGUACAGAUGGUGAAAGCAGUGUGA